This is a messenger RNA of Fusarium sp. VM40, 402 nucleotides long. The record is from the annotation of a GenBank genome assembly. Lineage: Eukaryota; Fungi; Ascomycota; Sordariomycetes; Hypocreales; Nectriaceae.
AUGAGCGAAAGCAAGAUUUGGCAUCGCCAGUGCAUUUCAUGUAAACAAGUCGAUCUUGUCCAAUACACAGAGAAUGACGGAAAGUCUUCAGUUGUCCACACCACUUGUCCUGAUAAGUCUCUUCAAGAUACAAACGCCAACUACAAGUGUCGAUCGUGUCGCUCCAAGAUGACUCUUGAGAGCCUGGAGAUCCAGCUCAAGAUGAUGGAGGACCAAGGGCACGGCCACUGCGACGACUGCGGCAUCUAUGGAAGAGGCGCGUGCAACGACGGUGUGACAUUGGCUCUUGAGCCUCACGCCGAGGAGUACAGCAGGACGUAUGUUUGCGACUAUUGCCAGUUCUUCAAGCGCCGUCAUCAAGCAAUGCUAUGGCUCUCGCGGGUGCGCCUGUGGGAUUGGUAG